AAGAAAAUGAUUAUUAUUGCUUUGCAUGAUUCAAGUCCAGCUUUACAUUUUUUCUCUCUCUAAGAUCACACUCCCAAAAAAAGACACUUUCUCUCUCUAAAAACUCUCUGUUUAGGGUUUUCAGGGGCGCCGCUUUUGAAUUUAUCCGAUCCGAGAGUGAACUCUUCUCUCACUCUCCCUCCCGCCUCCACAACCUUUCCCCCCAGGGAGAAUAGAGCUAUGGAAGUCACUCAGGUCCUUCUAAGUGCACAAGCAGUUGAUUCAACAGUGCGAAAGCAUGCUGAAGAAACUCUGAAACAGUUUCAGGAGCAAAACCUUCCUGGUUUCUUGUUAUCCCUUUCUGCAGAGCUUGCUAGUGAGGAGAAACCCGUUGACAGCCGUAAACUAGCAGGUUUGAUUCUUAAAAAUGCAUUGGAUGCCAAGGAGCAGCACAGAAAGUAUGAGCUUGUGCAGAGGUGGUUAUCAUUAGAUGUGGCUGUGAAGAGCCAGAUAAAGGCAUGCUUGUUGCAGACCCUCUCUUCUACUGUGGCUGAUGCUAGGUCAACUGCAUCACAAGUCAUCGCUAAGGUCGCCGGCAUUGAACUGCCUCAGAAGCAGUGGCCUGAGCUCAUUGGAUCCCUCUUGUCAAAUAUUCACCAAGUCCCACCUCAUGUUAAGCAAGCUACCCUUGAAACUCUGGGGUACAUGUGUGAAGAAGUUGUUCCAGAGGUUGUGGAUCAAGAUCAAGUAAAUAAGAUACUUACAGCUGUGGUUCAAGGCAUGAAUGAUAAUGAGGGUAAUAUUGAGGUUCGGCUUGCUGCCACCAGAGCUUUAUAUAAUGCUCUUGGAUUUGCCCAGGCUAACUUUUCCAACGAUAUGGAGAGGGACUACAUAAUGAGAGUUGUUUGUGAGGCCACACUUUCACCAGAGGUGAAAAUUCGACAGGCUGCCUUUGAGUGUUUGGUCUCAAUUGGGUCAACAUAUUAUGAGAAAUUAGCUCCGUACAUACAAGAUAUUUUCAACAUCACAUCCAAGGCAGUCCGGGAAGAUGAGGAACCGGUUGCUCUUCAAGCAAUUGAAUUUUGGAGCUCAAUUUGUGAUGAAGAAAUUGAUAUUUUGGAAGAAUAUGGAGGUGAUUUUACAGCAGAUUCUGAUGUUCCGUGCUAUUAUUUUAUCAAGCAGGCUCUCCCCGCACUUGUACCUAUGUUAUUGGAGACACUUCUUAAGCAAGAAGAAGAUCAGGAUCAGGACGAAGGUGCUUGGAAUCUGGCAAUGGCUGGUGGGACUUGCCUUGGUUUGGUUGCCCGUACAGUGGGGGAUGAUAUUGUACCACUUGUCAUGCCAUUUAUCGAAGAAAAUAUAACAAAAGCUGAUUGGAGGCAGCGAGAAGCUGCCACUUAUGCAUUUGGUUCUAUAUUGGAAGGUCCUUCACCUGACAAAUUAACUCCCAUUGUCAAUGUUGCUCUAAGUUUCAUGCUCACUGCUUUAACUAAAGAUCCAAGUAGCCAUGUGAAGGACACAACUGCUUGGACCUUGGGGAGGAUAUUCGAAUUUCUUCAUGGUUCAACAGUGGAGACUCCAAUUAUUACCCCGGCUAACUGUCAACAGAUUAUCACAGUUCUCCUCCAGAGCAUGAAAGAUGCCCCAAAUGUUGCUGAGAAAGCCUGUGGUGCUCUCUAUUUUCUAGCACAAGGUUAUGAGGAUGUGGGCUCAACAUCACCCUUGACACCUUAUUUCCAAGAAAUUGUUCAGUCGCUUCUUAAUGUCACUCAUAGAGAAGAUGCGGGGGAGUCACGACUUAGGACGGCUGCCUACGAGACACUAAAUGAAGUAGUAAGGUGUUCAACUGAGGAAACAGCUCGCUUAGUGUUGGAACUUGUUCAAGUCAUCAUGGCAGAACUUCAUAAGACUCUUGAGGCGCAGAAACUUUCAUCUGAUGAGAGAGAGAAGCAGAACGAGUUGCAGGGCCUUCUUUGUGGCUGCUUACAGGUCAUCAUCCAGAAAUUAGGGGCAUCAGAACCCACUAAGUAUGCCUUCUUGCAGUAUGCAGAUCAGAUAAUGAAUCUUUUUCUACGAGUUUUUGCUUGCAGAAGUGCCACUGUCCAUGAGGAAGCUAUGCUUGCCAUUGGUGCACUUGCCUAUGCAACAGGUCCAAACUUCGCAAAGUACAUGCCUGAUUUUUACAAGUAUUUGGAGAUGGGUCUUCAGAAUUUUGAGGAGUACCAAGUUUGUGCAGUCACUGUUGGUGUUGUAGGGGAUAUUUGCAGGGCUUUGGAGGACAAGAUUCUGCCCUAUUGUGAUGGAAUUAUGACCCAGCUUCUCAAAGAUUUGUCAAGCAACCAGUUGCAUCGGUCUGUGAAGCCGCCAAUCUUUUCAUGCUUCGGUGACAUAGCUCUAGCGAUUGGCGAGAAUUUCGAGAAGUACUUGAUGUAUGCAAUGCCUAUGCUGCAGAGUGCUGCAGAGUUGUCUGCCCACACAUCAGGUGCUGAUGAUGAAAUGAUAGAAUACACUAAUCUUCUAAGAAAUGGAAUAUUAGAGGCGUACUCGGGGAUUUUUCAGGGCUUCAAGAACUCGCCUAAAACCCAACUCCUGAUUCCUUAUGCACCUCACAUCUUGCAAUUCCUAGAUAGCAUUUACAUGGAGAAGGAUAUGGAUGAUGUUGUGAUGAAAACUGCUAUUGGCGUCCUUGGAGACCUAGCAGAUACUCUGGGAAGUAAUGCAGGUUCUCUGAUUCAGCAAUCCCUGUCAAGCAAAGAUUUCUUAAAUGAAUGCUUGUCAUCGGAGGACCAUUUGAUUAAGGAAUCUGCUGAGUGGGCCAGGUUGGCCAUAAGUCGUGCCAUAUCUGUUUGAGGUCGUGGCCACUUGGUGCAUAUUACUUUACCUGCAUGCAUAUGGUCGUGUCGAGUCGGGGUCCAGGUUGGACAAUAGUCGUGUCAUGUCGGGUCAUUGCCAUUUUCGGACAACAGAAGCAUUUUUUCUUCUUGUUGUCACUAACUCAUGCAUCAGCAUCAUGGGGUUGGGUUCUUUCUUUUGCCAUGGGGGUUGUUGGGGGUGGGAAGGGGGGGUAGUCGGCUAUGGUGGCUUCUCAGUACUUCCUCAGAGGACUGAGAAGUGAAAGUGUCAUUUUUGGUGAUCGGUUGCGGAGGGCUGUUAAAGUGCUGAAUGGACUAAUCAUGCUGCAUGCUUGACUAACUUUUUUGGUCUCUUCUGGUGUUGGUAACAAUACGAGCCUCCAUUUCAUCAUCGUGCUGCCAGCCUGCCUGCCUGCUCCUCGGGCAGUCUACAGCUGGCCGUACCAGUGCAACAAUUUUUGUUUUCAUGAUACUUGAAGUCAGCCACCCUGCCAUCUUUUUCAUUCCAUAUUUAUAUUUUCCUUCUUAUUAUGCAUCACAUUUUUUUUAUAAAUAUUUUCAGGUCGGUCUGUGUCUUGCAUUGGUCCAAACCAUCUACCGUCACAGUCGGGUUGCAUACAUUAUCAUUCAUUUCUUUCUUAACUAGUAAAAUCACAUGGGGGUGGUGUCAUCCUAUUUUAGUUAGGGCAUUUCAUUUGCAUUUUUAGUUCAGUAGUUGGUAGGUGUUUCACAGGUCAAAUUACCAUGCAUGUAUGAGACACGAGUGCUUGCUCUUGUCUGCCGGAAGUACAGUUUUUUCUUCAAUCUUGCUUUUGAAUAUGUAAUUUGUAUUUGUUUCAAAGCUCCAAGAGUGGAUUAUUGGGAUGUCAUGAAAUUGUGAUGACAUUGAAAGAGAUUGAGAAUAGGAUUGAAGAAAUUACUUGUUGUCCCGAGCCAAUUCAUUUGUGGCCUUGCGGUAUUCAUAUAUAUAUAUAUGCGCUUUCUCUCCUCUUUGUAUCAUGGUAUACAUUUUUCUUCGUUUCACUGUAAAAUUUUGUUUAUACAUUGUGGCUUAAUUCUUCUU
Molecule: messenger RNA, 3894 nt
Organism: Sesamum indicum (sesame)
Lineage: Eukaryota; Viridiplantae; Streptophyta; Magnoliopsida; Lamiales; Pedaliaceae
Product: importin subunit beta-1
Biological process (GO): protein import into nucleus
Molecular function (GO): small GTPase binding
Source: RefSeq, a predicted model, not a curated record